Molecule: messenger RNA, 2033 nt
Organism: Caenorhabditis angaria
Lineage: Eukaryota; Metazoa; Nematoda; Chromadorea; Rhabditida; Rhabditidae
Source: the annotation of a GenBank genome assembly
AUGGCGAUAUUUUUAGCGAUUUUAGCCAGUGUUUUGGUGAUUUUUUUGAGUUUUUAUCUGUAUUCUUGGACCUAUUGGUUACGACGUGGCAUCCCGGGACCACUAGGUUUUCCGAUUUUUGGAAAUUUAUUGAAUCAUUUUCAUCAUGAGGAGCCGCUGGGUUUGAAGUUGCAGGAAUUCACCAAGGUUUGUGAGAAGUGAAGCAAAUGCGCUCUAAUCGUUUUAUUUUCCUUUACAGAAAUAUGGAAAAGUUUUCGGAAUAACCGAAGGUCUUCGACAAACCCUGGUAAUAAGUGAUGUUGAGAUGAUCAAUGAGGUAUUUGUGAAACAAUUCGAUAAUUUUUACGGGAGGAAACUAUCGCCAUUACAUGGUGAUCCGGAAAAUGACGAAAGAGUUAGUAUUUUCAUAUCACAAGGACAUCGCUGGAAAAGAUUGAGGAAUUUGUCGAGUCCCACUUUUUCGAGCGCUAGUUUGAGGAAAUUAUUGGGGACGGUGGAGGAUUCGGUUUUUCAGAUUUUGGAUGUUUUGGAGAAGAAAGGGUGAGCGAUUUGUUUGACAGCUUUUGAAGGUGUAAAGGCGGAGUGUUGUCUACAUUUUUAUUUUUCAAUGGGGUUCCCCCUGUUCUCAUUUUUGAGAUGUCGAAAUUUUGGAUUGCGGAUUUUUUCCCAAUACGAACGUCCACAAGAAUCCGAUCCUGGACGUUGUGAACGAAAAACACGUGAUUUACCCACUUGACCAUUUCCGACACAAGAAACGCUUAUCGUUUUGUUUAGAAAUCAUCGAAGAAAAAUUUUGACGUGAGAAAAAAACAUGUUUUUAACGAAAGGAGACUGUUAGGGAGCUGGGAGCUAGUAUUUUUUUUAAUAAUUCCUGUUUUCAGUGGUGAUCAAAUCGAUAUGCUGGAAAUCUAUCAAGAAUUCACAUUGGAUGUGAUUGGAAGAAUUGCGAUGGGUCAAGAAGGUUCGAAGAUCUUUGAGAAUCCAUUAUUCUCCCCAGUUCGUCAGAUCUUCGGAAAAGGGAAUCGAUGGCUCUUCACAAUUUUAUCAGUUCUUCCAAAACCUCUUGCUCUAAUGAUCCGAAAACGGGUAAUGCAACCAUCAGAAGCCUCGAAAAACCCGGCAGUUAUCAUAAGUCUAGUGAUACAAAAAGCGGUGUCGGAGAGAAUCAGGCAACGAAAAGAGCAAGGAGCCCCGGGAGAACCGGAAGAUUUUAUCGAUUUAUUUUUGGACGCGCAAUCUGAAAUCGAUAUCAAAUCGGAGAAAAAUGAGGAAUUUUUAAAAGCGAAUAUCGGGAAAAUUGACCGAAAAUUAAGCAUGGAUGAGAUUAUCGCGCAAUGUUUUGUGUUCAUUGUUGCUGGAUUUGAUACAACCGCGCUGUCACUCGCAUUUUCCACGUGGCUUUUGACGCGGAAUCCGGAAAAGAUGCGGAAAGCGCAGGAAGAGAUUGAUGAGAUUUGUACAGAUGCUGUAAGUUCUUUAUUAUUUUUCGGUUGAAAAACAAAGUUUUAAAAUAUGUUUAUAGAACAUUAGCUUCGAUCAAAUUGCUAAACUCAAAUAUUUGGAUAAUGUUGCGAAAGAGGCUUUGAGAUUAUAUCCAUUGGCAGGAUUGUGAGCUUGAAAAAAUUUUAGUCCUCAAAACCCUAAUUUAUUCCAGAGCUGUAUCUCGAAAAUGUAUGAAGAGCACCGAAGUUUGUGGAAUUCGAAUUGAAAAAGAUACAAAUAUUCAAGUUGAUACAUGGAGUGUACAUUAUGAUAAACAAAUUUGGGGAGAAGAUUCGAAUGAAUUUCGACCGGAAAGAUGGAAUGAUCAGCAGAUGAAAAAUGGAGCAAAUUAUUUACCAUUUGGUUUUGGGCCAAGACAAUGUAUUGGAAUGAGAUUGGCUAUGAUGGAAGAAAAAUUGAUUUUGGCGCAUAUUUUGAGAAAAUUUGAUUUUGAAAUUGGAUCGAAGACACAGAUUCCGUUGAAAUUGGUUGGAAGAGCCACUACACAACCGGAAACUUUGGUUUUGAAAUUGAGAAAACGGGAUUAUUGA